AAUCAGUUAAACGUAGCUCAAGAAUUGAUGACAAACUCACGAACUAAUUAUUUAGCUGAAAAAUCUGUCUGAAUCAGAUUUUUUCCAUAAAUCACCAGGGGUACAAUCGACCUCCAUCCACGCACGUGGUCCAUCGUAAUCACCGACGUAAGAGUUCCUUCAGAGCGCGGUUUAUUUUAAAACAUCGAUUAUCAUAUAUCCACCGUAUUAUAGUUCAAGAAGCGGCAGUGUAUUCACACGCAGUUGUUCAUCGGUUGUUGUAGUGGUUGUGGUAGUUUUUCAGUAUUGUUGAUAAGGAUAUCCAAAUCACGAAAUGGGAAAACGCAAGCUGAUCCAGAUCGGAGACACCAUGACGACCAAAGACAGAAUUAUCCUGUGCGCGGGUGAAGUGGCUGGUACGGCUGUCCUCGUGUUCAUCGGAUGCUUGGGGUGCGUCAAAGGUGUGACCCCAGGGGGCGUCAUCCCCCACGAGCAGAUCUCCUUCUCCUUCGGUCUGGCUGUUAUGAUGUCUGUCCAGAUAUUUGGACACAUAUCAGGGGCUCACAUAAACCCCAUGGUGACUACAGCAGCAGCAACUCUUGGACACAUUCCCUUAAUUCAAGUCCCUAUAUUUUUUGUAGGGCAGAUAUUGGGAUCGGUUCUUGGAUAUGGAUUAGUUCAGGCAGCGACUCCCUCUCACUACCUAGGCAACGUCUACAGAAACGUCUCCGGCGAGCUAGUCAAGACCGGCCUCGGCGUCUGCUCGCCCUCCCUGAGUCCACUCAUCACUCCCGGCCAGGGCCUGCUCGUCGAAUUCGUGCUGUCCGCCAUCUUGGCGCUGGUGUGCUGCGGCGUGUGGGACUCCCGCAACGCCGACAAGCACGACUCCGUGGCCAUCAAGUUCGGACUGUCUGUAGCAGUGCUGGCUAUGUCUGGGGGUCCUUAUACUGGUGCCAACAUGAAUCCAGCUAGAAGUUUCGGACCAGCCUUGUUGAAUGGCGACUGGGACAAUCAUUGGAUUUACUGGGUCGGACCGAUAGCAGCAGGUUUGUUUGCCGGUCUGAUAUACCGAUUAGUGUUCACCAAGGAUGAGGAACCGUCUUCUAAGGAAACUCUACCUGAAUGCGUUGCGCUGAACUCAAAGCCAUAAGACAUUAAAAACAUUUUUUGUUUCGAAUAAAUUGUAUCAAUCUAUUUUGUUUUGUUUUUGAAAAUAUUUUUGAAUAAAAUAUUGUAUUUUGUUAUGAAU
Phaedon cochleariae (mustard beetle) is the source of this 1228-nucleotide messenger RNA. The record is from the annotation of a GenBank genome assembly. NCBI's taxonomy places the organism in Eukaryota, Metazoa, Arthropoda, Insecta, Coleoptera, Chrysomelidae.